Ilyonectria robusta is the source of this 375-nucleotide messenger RNA. Its product is annotated as ubiquinol-cytochrome C reductase hinge protein-domain-containing protein. Gene Ontology annotation, biological process: mitochondrial electron transport, ubiquinol to cytochrome c. The coding region runs from base 1 to 375 and encodes 124 amino acids. The transcript has 4 exons. NCBI's taxonomy places the organism in Eukaryota, Fungi, Ascomycota, Sordariomycetes, Hypocreales, Nectriaceae. The record is from RefSeq and is a predicted model, not a curated record.
AUGGGUAUCUGGGACGCCUUUUCGGACAUUGUCGAGGCCGUGACGCCAUGGAGCGUCGUGGAGGCCGAGGCUCCUGCUGAGGACAAGGAGGAGCAGCCCGAGGCCGAGUCCAAGGACGACGACGACGAGGAUGACGAGGAGGAGGAGGAUGACGAUGACGACGAGAUUGUCGACCCCAAGGAUGUGCUCGAGGAAGAGUGCCGAAACUCUGCUCAGUGCCACGGUGCCAAGCACCACUUCGACGAGUGUGUCGAGCGUGUCCAGCAGCAGGAGAGUGAGGACGGUGCCAAGGAGGACUGCGUUGAGGAGUUCUUCCACCUCGCUCACUGCGCUACUGCCUGCGCUGCCCCUAAGCUGUGGGCUAAGCUCAAGUAA